CGGAUUAAAAUGGGAGCGGUCAAUGUUGCUGAAUAUGAAUCCUCAGUUUUACUAGAGUUGUUCAUCUACCUUGUAUAUUCUAUUUGUUACGACUAUCCAAUUUAUAAAUUAAGUUUGAAUGUAUCAAUGAUAUAAUUUUCGAAGGACAUACACUAUUUUCAACCAAUAAAAUUGCAGUAAAUUUCAGUUGUCAAUUCAAAAUGGCGUCGGAGGGCGACAGGAAGGCGUCCUUCGGAGAUGAAAACCAGCUUUCAUCAAUACUUUCCGAAUUAAAUGCACAGAGAAACGUGUCAAGGUUUUGUGAUGUCAUCCUGAAAGUCUGUGGUGAUCAAAUAUUCGCCCAUUCCAAUGUAUUGGCAGCAGCGAGUCCUUAUUUCGCGUCCUUUCUCGGACUCGGGCAAGAUUUACCACGGGCAUUUUCCCAAAAAACUCCUCAGAUCAUUGAAAUACACAUUGAUGGUAGCGAAGGAGACAGUGGAUAUGGAGACGCUGUACACAGAGUUGUAGACUAUAUGUACACUAGUAACAUUCAAUUAAAUUACAACGUUCUUACCCCUGUUUUGGAAAUCGCCAAAAUCAUGCAAAUGAGCAAAAUAUUGGAAUUCUGUGAUCUUUUCCAGCGAGGCGAAGAUGGUGUGAAAUCCAAAGAAUCCCAAAUCAACACAAAGGAUGCAAACAUUCAGACGAGUGUGACAUAUCCACAUCGUAAUCACCAUGAUCCUAUCAGUGCAAAUGAAAAAAUCGAACAGACACCAAAAGUAGAGGUAAAAAGAAAGAGAGGUAGACCUAGGAAAACACCUCUACCCUCAAAGAUUCCGAAAGCUUUAAAUCAAGAGAAGGAGGAGUCGAUGGAAGAGACAGCAGAAAUAAAGGAAAUUGAUAAAAAAGAACAUGAUAAGUUGGAGACAGAAGAAGAAGAGUUUAAAGAUGAUGACCAGCCAGACUUGUUGGCAUAUGAUCUAGAUAAAUUAGAAGAUCCAGCUGAAACGGAUGAUGACGAACCUGAAAGCACACCAGAUGGUCGACCAAUACGUAGAGUUCGUGGCAAAAGACCAAAGUACUUUGAAAACUAUGUAGACAGUCCAAUGGUAUGUUACAAUGUGACGAAAACAAAAUCGGGGAGAGAAAUCUAUGAAUGUCAGGACUGCCCUUACAAUUCAGAAGUCAUGUAUCAUUUCAGAAGACACCGCUCUUCCCACAUGAAUGCAAGUUCUAAAUACAAAUGUGACAAAUGUGACUUCUCCUCUCCACGGCUCAAAGUUCUGACUAAUCACCAUCGGAAUCACUUACACGAGGACAAUAAAUGUAGUUUUUGCGAUUUCCAAGCUGAUGACAAGCAAGUUCUGAAAGUACAUCUUGAAAAACAUUCUGGACAAUAUCCAUAUUUUUGCCAAUUUUGUGAGACCAAAUUCAAAACAAAAACUCAACUAAAUAUUCAUCUUCCAAAGCACUUAGACAGUAAGCCUUUUGUGUGCACAGAAUGUAAUGCUGGAUUUAAAUGGAAGCAUGCACUGAAAAAUCACAUGAUUACUCACAGCCAAACGAAGGACCAUCUUUGUGAUAUUUGCGGGUUCACCACAGCACACAAGAGCCAGCUGAAAGCACACAGACUGAUACACACUGGUAACACAUACAAGUGUGAAGUUCCUGGCUGCACAUUCCAAGCAACAAAGCGACAAAACUUAAAGUACCACAUGCUUACUCAUACCCAUGAAAAACCUCACCAGUGUGAAAUUUGUGGACAAAGUUUCUCUUUGGUGAAAAACAUGAAGCGACAUAUGCUACUUCACACAAAUACCCGUCAGUAUAAGUGUAAAUUAUGCAUAUUUUCCACCACCCGCUAUGACAAGCUCAAAGACCACAUGUUAAAACAGCACGGAGAAGGAGAAAUGCCGAAAAAGAGGUUCAGGUUGUUUGACUAUCCAAAAAGUAUGGUGCCAUCAGAAACCAUAAACUUUGAGGAACUUGGAGAAGGUGAAGUGAUACCAAACAUUGUACAUGUGGAAAACACAAUGAGUACAGCACAAUGUAAGAUUGAUGAGAAUUCCAGUGGUGAGCAACAGAUCUUCAUUACAAACCCCGCCGGUGAGCCAUUCCCGAUUACCCUCACAAGGAUAGAGGGCAUGGAGGGUGUUAACUCUGGCUGUUACCAAACUAUCCAACUGGUGGCUCAUGUCGAAUAAAUAUAUAUACAAAAUGUUUAUAAUUAUAACUGGUGGCUCAUGUCGAAUAAUUAUAUAUACAUA
Messenger RNA from Mizuhopecten yessoensis (Yesso scallop), 2246 nucleotides. RefSeq names its product zinc finger protein-like. Gene Ontology annotation, biological process: regulation of transcription by RNA polymerase II. The transcript has a single exon. Lineage: Eukaryota; Metazoa; Mollusca; Bivalvia; Pectinida; Pectinidae. The record is from RefSeq and is a predicted model, not a curated record. Gene Ontology annotation, molecular function: protein binding; RNA polymerase II cis-regulatory region sequence-specific DNA binding; DNA-binding transcription activator activity, RNA polymerase II-specific. Gene Ontology annotation, cellular component: nucleus. Bases 201 to 2183 code for a protein of 660 amino acids.